This is a messenger RNA of Cannabis sativa, 2083 nucleotides long. RefSeq names its product protein NRT1/ PTR FAMILY 3.1. Gene Ontology annotation, biological process: transmembrane transport. Lineage: Eukaryota; Viridiplantae; Streptophyta; Magnoliopsida; Rosales; Cannabaceae. Gene Ontology annotation, molecular function: transmembrane transporter activity. Gene Ontology annotation, cellular component: plasma membrane. The transcript is spliced from 4 exons. The record is from RefSeq and is a predicted model, not a curated record. Bases 181 to 1983 code for a protein of 600 amino acids.
CUCGUCACAUUAUUAGUAUGGUAUUAGAAUAACAAUAUCCUAUUCGAAAAAGCAACAGAAAUAUUAUGGACCCCACAUAUGUCUUGUAUUUUGUUGGUUUGUUCAUUUAUACUUAAUUUGUUUAUGUAUAAAUAUGUAUAGCCUCGGUAGAUCUCAUCCUUGGAAUCGGAUUGCAAGAUAAUGGAGUUGGAAAACAAGAACAUGGCCGUGGCAGAUGAUGAAAAUGACGAGAACAAAUCGAAGAAGAUGAAAGUAAAGAAGGUCGGUGGCAUUAGAACAUUGCCAUUCAUUUUUGCAAAUGAAAUAUGUGAUAGAUUUGCAAGCAGUGGGUUCCAUGCGAACAUGAUCUCAUAUUUGACCCAAGAGUUAAAUUUGCCAUUAGUGAAGGCCUCAAACACCCUCACUAACUUUGGCGGCACCGCCAACUUCAUGCCACUCAUUGGUGCUCUCAUUGCUGAUUCAUUUGCCGGGCGUUUUUGGACCAUUGUCGUCAGCUCAAUUGUUUACCUACUGGGGUUAAUGAGCAUAACCACAUCAGCACUGCUCCCAUCGCUGCGGCCUCCUCCAUGUCCAACCCAAACAAACUGUGUUGAAGCCUCAUCCUCACAGUUAUGGAUCCUUUACAUGGCCCUGCUCCUUACCUCUAUUGGCUCCGGUGGCAUCAGGCCCUGCGUCGUCACCUUCGCUGCUGACCAAUUCGACAUGAGCAAGUCCGGAGUGGCCAACCGCGGAUGGAACUUCUUCAACGUUUACUACUUCUGCAUGGGGUUGGCCACGCUCACAGCCUUAACAGUCGUUGUUUACAUCCAAGACAACGUCGGCUGGGGCUUGGGUCUUGGCAUCCCUACGGCUGCCAUGGCAAUAUCCAUUGUAAUCUUCCUAAUCGGCUCGCCGCUUUACAAGAAGAUCAAAGCUGGGGGAAGCCCUCUUGUUAGAUUGGCUCAGGUGGUUGUCGCGGCAGUCAAGAAAAGGGACGCAGUGGUCCCCACUGACCCUAAACUCUUGUAUCAGAAUAGGGAGCUCGACGCUGAUAUUUGUUUGCAGGGAAGUCUUAUGCACUCCCAUCAAUUCAAGUGCUUAGAUAGAGCAGCUAUUGUAACCCCAGGCGACGAGACUAAGAACACAACAACCCCUCCAAAUCUAUGGAGACUAUCCACCAUCCACCGAGUAGAGGAGGUAAAAUGCAUCAUUAGAAUGCUUCCCAUUUGGGCCUCUGCAAUCCUACUUGUCACUGCCCAAUCCCACCAACACAGCUUUGUCAUCCAACAAGCCCGAACCAUGAAUCGCCACGUGGUUGUCAAUUCCUCUUUUGAAAUCCCUCCAGCAAGCCUCUCCAUCUUUGGCACUAUCACUGUCCUUGUUGGCCUUAUUUUCUAUGAACGCCUCUUCGUACCUCUAGCCCGCCGUAUAACAAAAAACCCCGUUGGCAUCACGUGCCUCCAGAGGAUGGGAGUAGGAUUUGCGGCCAACAUCUUCUCCACUAUUGUAUGCGCCUUUGUAGAAAUGAAGCGAAAAUCGGUGGCAGCCAACCAUGGUUUGCUCGAUGACCCUAAAGCCAUUGUCCCCAUUAGUGUUUUCUGGUUGAUCCCUCAAUUUUUCCUGCACGGGGUGGCUGAGGUCUUCAUGUCUGUCGGCCACAUUGAGUUUCUCUAUGAUCAAUCACCAGAGAGCAUGCGAAGCACAGCGGCUGCAUUGUAUUGGAUUACGAUUUCUAUAGGAAAUUAUGUUGGAACGUUAGUGGUUACUCUGGUUCAUCAUUAUACUGGGAGUGGUGACGACAAUUGGGUGCCUGAUAGAAAUCUUAAUAGGGGAAAGUUAGAAAAUUACUACUUCCUCGUAAGUGGAAUUCAAGUUGUUAAUUUAGUGUACUAUGUUGCAUGUGCAUCGUUUUAUUCAUACAAACCAUUAGAGGAGGUAAUUAUUAAAGAAGAAGACGUUGAAUUAAAGAAUGAUGAAGAGACACCCAAGGAGGUUAGAAUGUGACAAUAUGUAAUACUGGUUGGAAAGUUAAAAUAUAUUUUUAUACCACAUAUAAGUAAAUUAUUUAUCAACAAUGAGAUAGAAUUUAUUUUGUGUCUCGUAA